AUGACUCGAGAGUUCUUCAACUGGAAGAGUUGUGGGGAGGAAUUGGUGUGGGAAGAGGCGGAAGAGCUACUAGAGGUUGUUGAACACAGCUACCCAACCACAUUUCAAAAGGUCCAAAUUCGGGUGAAACCAAUUCGGUCAGCCAUUUUGGAAGAUUUUCAUGCCACCAUCAAAAGAUUUAUGGGAGCAUCUGUGGAUGCACUAACGAGGGAGCAGAUAGCAAGCCUUCCGGAAGAUCUUGAAGAAUUGGAGGAGUUUAAAUUCGAUCUCUCAUGGGGAAACAAGAGGUUAGACAUGGUUGAUAAACUCAAGUUUGGAAACGAUCCGUUGCAUAAAGAGUUUAUGCCCUUAGAAGAAUCUUUAGAGCCUUUGAAGGCAACAGUUGAUAUGCAAUGA
This is a messenger RNA of Lactuca virosa, 396 nucleotides long. NCBI's taxonomy places the organism in Eukaryota, Viridiplantae, Streptophyta, Magnoliopsida, Asterales, Asteraceae. The record is from the annotation of a GenBank genome assembly.